Paramormyrops kingsleyae is the source of this 1368-nucleotide messenger RNA. The record is from RefSeq and is a predicted model, not a curated record. Lineage: Eukaryota; Metazoa; Chordata; Actinopteri; Osteoglossiformes; Mormyridae.
AUAUAACAAAACAUGACCGCCGUCUCAAAGACGACGCAUUUUAAAGGAAUCACUUUUUGUGUCAAGCAGCAGUUGUCCGCUUUGUACAUGAGGACCAGCCGGCCAAACAGCACGUCAUGCGGCUUUCUCACUAAAAAUGCGGUGAAGAUGCUCUUUACCAAAGAAUUUCAUACAAGCUGUGAGUCUCAUCGCAAAUGAAAAAUAUUUUACUGUAGCGCACUCUUCUGCACAUUUCAGGCCUUGAGGCUGCUUUUAUAAAAUGUCACGUAAUUUUACAUUUUGAUGGCGAAAACCGAGUAUGAAAUGAAUGAAGAGCAUAUAGACUGCAUGAAAUUGUUUGCCUCGGAGCGACACCUUGUCAAUUAACAACGAAUUACAAAACACCAAAGAAGGGCACUCCGCCGUUUAAUCCCAAGACGUGCCCUGUCUGUGGGGAGGUGGUGGUAUUGGAAAAGGGCGAAGUUACAGAGAAGAGGACAGCCGGCGCAUCGAGGUUUGCGCUCCAUUCGGACCCGAGCGCCCGUGGGGGGGCAUGGACAUGCUGCGGCGCUCCUCGGUAUUUGCGGCUGAGGUGAUGGAGGUCUUCGAUCGCUCUCCCACGGACAAGGAGCUGGUCUCCCAGGCAAAGGCACUGUGCAGAGACUACAUCCAUUCCAGGCUGAACCGGGCGGGGAUUGGCUGGUCCAAACCCGAGCAGAGCCUUUCGGCGUCCGGGGGUGCGCUGGCAGAGGUGUCCUCGGUUCUCCUCUGGUUGGGUGAUGAGUUGGAGUAUCUGCGGCCCAGUGUUUACCGUAACGUGGCGCGGCAGCUCAACAUCACCGUGGCCUCAGAGAGCGUGGUGUCGGACGCCUACCUGGCUGUAGCCGAGGAGAUCUUCACCUCAGGUAAGUUUUUUUUUUUUUUUGGGGGGGGCAUUGCUGGGACCGGGGCUGGGGAAUCUCCAGCAAUCAUUCCACGAUGUCACAAAGGCUUUGUGGAUUUUUGUUUUUCUCCCACCACUGCCUCGAGCAUUCUGGGAGUCAGUAAUCGUGCGUAGUCAUGCUAUAGUCGCUCCCCUUUUCUACAGGCGAGACAUUUCAAUGCAAAUGCUUGCCUUUUGCCACAGGGAAUCUAAGUGCACUGAGAACAGGCCGAUUUGUCACACUUAUUGUAAACGCUUUGUGCGGGGGCUUGGCCUCUCUUAGUAUAGACUUUUUAAAAAUAGCUUAAGCCGUGGUGAUUUUAAAGUCCGCCUUUAGGACAAACCUCUUAUUCUGGCUAACGUCAGGAAGGGUUCUGGGGAGAACACGAGGCGUCUGCCAUGUAAACAAAAUCUCAGCACACCUUGGGAAAAAAGAGUCCCUUUUGGUAUCCUGAACGUUUUUUUUU